UAUAGUAUUUGGCAAGAGUCCUGCGCGCUGACAGUCGAAAUUCCGUUGAGAGCGAAGCUGGCAAAAAGUAAAAGUGAAAAUCAGGCCCUUGAAAUUUGUUCAUCAAUUAUGCAUUGAUUAACGAAAGCAGCGAGCGAGAAACAGUGAAUGUGAAUUGUUUUGAGAGCGCGGUUAACGGAAAGUGAAUUUGAAAAGGGUUUUUGGCGGAUAUACACAUAUAUAUUUCUUUGCGUUCCGUAAUCCAUAAUUGCGCGAAAGCACUCGAGCGCACACACCACCCACCACCAACACCCACACCACGCACGGUAUAUACACACACAGUUGUGGGUGAGCCGCCCCCACUGUGCCCUUGGCCCCACGGACCCAAGAAGCGUUCGAUUUUUCACAACAGUCAGUGAAAUCGCCAGUGGAAGAACGAGAGCCCCGGGAACCCCGAUAGCCCCGACCACCGGAGACCCAUACAAAUCAUCAUCAUGGACAUGCUCAACCAAAUACUCAGCAUCAAUAACGGUGGCGCCUACGGGGGCGGGAAGGCGGGCGGCGCCUUCGACCCGCUCACGUUCGCCAUGAAGCCCCAAGUGGUCAUCAGGGCCCUCUGCUGGCUAUUUUCGGUCGUGGUCUUCGGCUGCAUAUCCUCGGAGGGCUGGACGGAGAAGGACGGCAAGGAGUACUGCCUGUACAAUGGUGACGGCAUGGCCUGCAAGUACGGCAACAUGGUGGGCGUCUUCGGGUUCCUGGCCUCCAUGGGUUUCAUGGGCGGCGAGUUCCUGUUCGAGCGGAUGUCGUCGGUGAAGAGCAGAAAGCGUUACGUCAUGGCCGACAUGGGUUUCUCGGCCGGCUGGACAUUCAUGUACUUCGUGGCCUUCCUCUACUUGUGGUCCCAAUGGAGCUCGUCACCCCCGCCGCCACUGGGAAUCGGAGCUGGCAGCAUGAAGACCGCCAUCUGGUUCUGCCUCUUCUCGAUUGUCAGCUGGGCCCUCUGCGCUCUGAUGGCCUACAAGCGUUUCCUGAUCGGCGCCGGCGAUGAGUUCACCUCCGCCUUCGAAACGGACCCGGCCAACGUGGUGCACCAGCAGGCCUACGGCUACUCAAUGGACAACGACAACGAACAGUACAGCGCCUCACCAUUUGGCCAGCCACAGCAGGGAGGCAUGGAGCAGCAGCAAUCCGGAAUGGAGUACCAGCAGCCCACCUACUAAGGAAUUUCCACACACUUGCUCCUCCGUUGUCCGCACACACUCACUUCGAUUUUGUAGUGCAACUGGCAAAGGUUUUACACGACUAAACAGCAACACACAAGUUGGCUUUACCAUAUACACCGAUGUCGAACAUAUAACAAGAGUAACCGAAACAAUAACAGUUGAAACAAGCAAGCAGCAGCAGAAACCAAUCCAAAUCCACGCACUGGCUUUAGCUACUGGAAGAUAUAUCAGGGGAUAUAUAUUUGGGAUAUGUUGGAUCUAUCUGAUAUGUCGGAGUAGUUCGAAUAACUCGUAAGCUAGCCCUUUAAGUUGAGUGUGCAGUUUUUUGUAGUGGACAUUUGUUGCAAUAUAUUAUACAGAUAUACAACUAGUUAUAUAUCCCAUAUGUAUACAUGCUACCCGCGCUUUCAACGUUGUUAGUUAUUUAGUGUUUACGUGUACGUACCAUAUGAUUUUGAUUUGUGCCAGACCCUGGUCCCCCGAUCAGCUUGUUAACGAUGGCAAUAGCUUGCAACAGAGGGAAACAUGAUGUUUUUUAGAUAAAUUUACACACGUGCAGUGCAAAUACAUAGUUGAAAAAAUAAAUUGAAGCAAUUUGGCCACCGGAAGGACAGACGAACCACUGCUCAAGCCACAUAUCCAAUAUCUAUCUGGACAUACCCACAAAUAGACCUGCGGCCAGGGUCGAAGCUUGGUUAGUUGAGCAGCAAUAGCAACCACAAUAAUAAACGCCAAACAAUAUGUAAAUUCUAAACAGUAAGCGAUCUUUAAACCGUAGAAUUGUUGUGUGGGUAUACGUUUUCGGGAGAUUACUGCAGGAAUAUUACUAGUUAUGGUUCGCAAUCACGCUGAAAAUGGUAUAGGGCUUGUUCAAGGCUUGUUGUUGCCCCUCCCUACCAAAGAUUUGUAUAGUAACUAUAAAUACCCAAACAAAUGGAAUUAUACUUAUGUGUACAAUACCCAUUAUGCAUUGUAGAGUGGCGGUCUUACCCAAAAAAAAAAAAAAAAACUGGGUGCGAUGCCUCCUUCAAUAUACUUAAAUAUCAAUGAAUGUAAACAUAUUGAUUACAUAAAUGUUCACUUAGUGCAGCAACUUGCGAUAACCUACAAAUGUAUUUGUUAAAUUAAAUACUAUAUACAUAUAUAUUAUAUAUAUUUACGGAUUGUACGUUUAAUACGAAGCGCCCUGUUAAAUGCAACAAGGAGAUACAAAUAUACAAGUAUAAAUUAAUCAUGUAGAAUUCGUGUGCGUUAAAAUGGUAGACAAAGAAAACCAAAACCAAAUUUACUCAUUUCAAAAAUUAAGAUCGAGAAAAAUAGAGAACCCAGCCCGAAAUCGGCUUGAACACUAUUGUAACAGAGAAACUCCUCAAACAAGAUUCUCAACUGGAAACCCCUCAAAUAAAUAUAAAUACAUAUUUUUAAAAACCAACCCAAAA
Molecule: messenger RNA, 2641 nt
Organism: Drosophila rhopaloa
Lineage: Eukaryota; Metazoa; Arthropoda; Insecta; Diptera; Drosophilidae
Gene: Syngr
Product: synaptogyrin
Exons: 5
Coding region: 474-1199 (241 amino acids)
Cellular component (GO): neuromuscular junction; synaptic vesicle membrane
Source: RefSeq, a predicted model, not a curated record